AGGUUUCUCUGUUUCCCAUCUCAAAGAGUUGGGAGGUAUGUGAAUAGCCCUAGUAAAGUUCAGUCGAAGUUAAAAAAUUACAAGAGAGUAAACUGUGUCGAAGUUAGAGUUACAAUAACCGUGAUCAGAAGAGGACAUUACCUUGAACUUGGUUGAGGAGUGAGAUGGCGAAGCUGGAGACUGACACCAGUGAAGUGAGGGCUACACACAGGUUUGAUGAGCAGAGAUUGGAUGGAUACCUGAGCACCCACCUGCCAGACUUCAGCUCCAGACCAGGGGAAGUCCUCACUGUCAGGCAGUACAGAUCAGGCCAGUCCAGUGCUACAUUUUCACUACAGAAGGGUCCAAAUAAAUGUGUUCUUCGAAAGAAAUCUCAUGACCCAGUUGUGCCAGGAGAUAAUCUGAUUGAGCGCACAUAUGAAGUCCAAAAAGCGUUAUUUGACGCUGGAUUCCCGGUACCGAAGACUUUAUUAUACUGUAAUGAUGUGACAGUGAUUGGAACGGAAUUCUAUGUGAUGGCACAUGUGGAGGGUCGUAUUUUCCGAGAUGUCUUUAAUGUUGAUGCCAGCCCUGCAGAGAGAUCAGCGCUGUUUGUUGCUGCCAUCGAAACUCUCUCCAGGCUCCAUUCAUAUAAUAUACACAAGCUAAAUCUUACAAGGAUUGGCAAAGGAAAAGGAUUCUGCCAGAGAGAGGUAACCACAUGGAAGAAACAGUAUGACCGGGUUGCACACACUGAUAUGCCAGCAAUGAGCCAGUUAGCUGACUGGCUUAUGAAUAAUUUGCCAAGCAUUGACAACGAAGAAUGCCUUGUCCAUGGUGAUUUUAAGAUCGACAAUAUCAUAUUCCAUCCCACUGAGGCUCGUGUGAUCGCUGUUCUGGACUGGGAACUGUCCACAAUUGGAAAUCCUAUAUCAGACUUGGCUUACUUUCUUAUUGGUUAUUUUUGGCCUCAAGAAGAACCCAUUUAUGGUGGUGACAAAUCCUUCGGUGAUAUUGAAGGAGUACCACCCUAUGAGGAUCUGAUGAGCAUUUAUAGCCAGCGUCGAGAUGUGGAUUCGCCAGUGCAUGACUGGAAAUUUUUUCUUGCAUUUAGCUUCUUUAAGAUUGCUGGACUAGCACAGGGGAUUCAUGCAAGGUUUCUUCUUGGGAGUUCCAGUGGGGAGAAUGCCAGCAUAUUUUCUGAUAUGGUUAAACCUCUGGCUGAAAAGGGACUCAGAUUAGCUAAAAGUCUUUGACAGGAUCUGAGGCCCUGACGAAGCGGGUCAACCCUCGAAACGCGUUGGCUAAAGUAUAUACAAAACCAGAUCUUGAACCUAGGAUUACAUCACCCUGGACAAGCAGUUUGUUAACUUGUUUUAUGGAAGGGUUAAAUAGUUGUUUACUAUAACGAUGAAUAAUAUUUUAGACUGUAGAGUGCUACCUAAGGGUCUGUUUUGAAGAUGUUUGUUCUAAGCACAUUUGUUUUUUCUAAGCAUAUUUGAAAAAUAUGUUAUAGUAAAAGUGAAACUUGAAUGAGGAACUAAGAAAUUAAAGAAUAGCUUAGUAGUGAGACAGCUAAAGGAAGCUGUCUGAUGGAAAAUUUGAGCUUAAGACUAUUCUUUAAGUUAUGAAUAAUGAAUAUGUUCUAAUAUGUGUAUCUCUAUGAUUGGUUAAAUUAAUAAGGAGGUCUUCUCCCUUAUUAAAAAGGAAAUAUGUCAUCCAAACAUGUACCCCUUAUUGGUGGAAAACAAAUUAAUAACACCCAUCUCACCCUGUGUACUUAAGCUCUUGUACAAGCCAAAAUAAACAAGUCUCUGCUCUUCA
Molecule: messenger RNA, 1803 nt
Organism: Rana temporaria (common frog)
Lineage: Eukaryota; Metazoa; Chordata; Amphibia; Anura; Ranidae
Product: acyl-CoA dehydrogenase family member 11-like
Exons: 9
Coding region: 165-1235 (356 amino acids)
Source: RefSeq, a predicted model, not a curated record